This is a messenger RNA of Aspergillus ibericus CBS 121593, 792 nucleotides long. RefSeq lists its product as uncharacterized. The record is from RefSeq and is a predicted model, not a curated record. Lineage: Eukaryota; Fungi; Ascomycota; Eurotiomycetes; Eurotiales; Aspergillaceae. The transcript has a single exon. Bases 1 to 792 code for a protein of 263 amino acids.
AUGGAGCCAUGGCAGCGCAAUAUUCGCAGGAUGCACCAAGUCGAGGAAUUCAUGGAUCUUGAUCCAAUGAAGUCCGACACGGUCGCCGAUUUCGCCGCACUUCUUCAGGCGGUCCGAGAAGGGCUUACCCAUAUCGACGACGAAUCCUACAUCCCCGAUUCGCAGAUCAACCUGAUGUUCCUCACCAAGCUCAAGGACUGCCCGGAGUGGAGUGAUUGGGCCUCUGCCAUGCUGCGAGAUCGUCGAAUGAACACCCCCAAUCCAGCGGACCAAAUCACCUUUCAAGAGCUAACCGACUUGGCCGUGGACCAUGAGAGGAUCCGUAAGCGGCGGGGAAGGCGUGUAUGGAGCGGCAAUGGUACUUCCAGGGUAGAGGCCGCAUCUCCCUCGAAGACUUCGCAUGAAUCCCACGCCCCCACGCAAGACGAGAUCAACGCGUUUGUUGUCCGACAGAUGGACCAAGAUGGGCAAUUCCGUAGUCGCACUGGAAGCGUCCGGGGACACGCCAAGAGACCAAGUCAAGAGGAAAUCAACGACUACGUGAUUGAACAGAUGCGCCGCGAGCGAGAGCAAACCUCGAGGGAUCAAAGCUACAGUCAGCCCGAUCAACGCCCAGUGCGGAUGCACUGUACAUUCUGUGGGGACAGACACCACCAGCUAUCAAACUGCUGGCGUCGAUGGAGGGUUGCUGUGGAAGCACCGCACGGGAAUUACUUGCCCAAACGCGUCGAGUACAGAACUGAGAUUCCGGGUCAACCGCCCAUGUAUCGCUCGGGGUUUACUCUUUAUUAA